CUUAACAGCAAACUAUCUGAAGACAGUAUCUCAUCAUCCAGUUGCCAUGAAGACUGUUUUGACUCUGCUCUGCCUUUUUUCUCUUGCCUGCCACAGCCAAGCUCUGAAAUGUUACACCUGCUCGACAACCAGCGAGGAAGAGUGCGACAAGGAGGGCUCCAUCUCUUGUCCAGCUUAUGCUGACGCCUGCGCCACCAUCACAGGCCCGAACACCGUGAUAAAGUCAUGCUCAUACAUGGACUUCUGUAAGAAAGCACAUAGUAACAACUCAGGAGCCAAAAUUGAGUGCUGCUUUGCCGAUGACUGCAACAGGCCCCGUCCCAGCCAACAAGUCAACACCGCAGGAGCUCUGUCAACCAGCCCGCUCGUCUUGAUCACACCGCUGCUCCUGCUGCUGCACAAUGCCUUCUGUUAGUUCUAAACUCCUCCACCUAGUUUGUUCCUGCCUCCUUCUCGUCUGUUUUAUUACAAAUGUCAUCCAUCCAAGUUCAAAGAGGAUCUGCAAUCUCACAGAGAGUUUCUGGUGGUUUGAAAUUGGUGUAAAAACAAGAAGAAUAUCAUCUAAUGAUGGCGGUGGUGCAGGGAUGUUUUGGUACUACAUGCGUAUGGUGCAGUUCAGCAGUUUUCACUGCCACUGAAAACUUAAAACAUUUUCUAAUAGUUGCACAAUGAGAUGAGGUACUGCUAUAAAGUAACAUGUGAACCUGGGAGUGUUUAUGAGGCACAAAUAUGUGAAAAGUCAAGAACUCCUACUCACAGCUCUGUGCAGACAGGGGGUGGCAAGUGUGGUUUCGGUACGCGCGACAGCUCACUUCACCACAUAGAAUCAAAUUAUUCUCUGUUGUUACCACGGCACUCUGAUCAUUUAUUGUGCUUUCUAGUUUGUCUGAAUAAAGGCAUAUUCACACCUCA
Molecule: messenger RNA, 912 nt
Organism: Gambusia affinis (western mosquitofish)
Lineage: Eukaryota; Metazoa; Chordata; Actinopteri; Cyprinodontiformes; Poeciliidae
Exons: 4
Coding region: 47-415 (122 amino acids)
Source: RefSeq, a predicted model, not a curated record